UCUCGACCCAGCCCAAGCCCGCGAAAAAGCAGGAAAGAAAGACCCGAUACCCACUCGCCGCCGCCGCCGCGGAAUUUCCCCGCGCGCGCCGUCGGAACAAUGGACAAAUUUGUGCACGUUUACAGUGGUGGGGAGCUCGUGAAGGGGCCAAACGGGGUGGACUUUGGGAACCUUCCUGAAGAGGGUAUAUGGUUCGAGACGGCGCCCACAUUCGGUGAUCUGAUUGACGCUGUGCACAAGAAGCUUGGUUGGCGACAAGAGACACACAACAUCCGUGCGCAGGGAAGGAUGAAUGUUGGUGCGGGUGCUCAUCGGCACUUCAUCAUGGUUCCUAUCAAUGAUGAGAUGUCCUGGAGUAGCUAUGUCAAGGCAGUUUUCAAUGGGACUGAGUGGAAUUGUCUGGAGAUUUACGUUCAAGCAGAAACACAUUCCCCUGCAGAGGUCAUUUCCUCAGAGCCAGCACUAAUGGCUAUUGAACCAGCGGAUGUGCAAUACCAAAAUGCCCAACCUCAACAUCCAGGACGGGGUUCUUUUGAUAUUUCUUUGGUGUCGACUGCUAGUCCACCAAAUCAGCAUUCUCGACAUGGUCGAUUGCAAAAACCUAGAAAGCGCACCAGGGCGUGUGCAAACAAUGGUGGACGGGUUGGUGCAGAAGUUCAGUCUGGUCAAGAUCAGAAUGGGGCUUCAGAGACAGUUGAUACAACUACCUAUACUUUAAUUGGGUUGUUUGAUGCUGAUCAUCGUGCUCGAGCUCUAGCAUCUGGGCAGAAUCUAACUGAGCUCAACCCACGUACCCGUGAGCCUCUCCGGUUUGACAAGCGGUAUGAACAUUACCUUAGGCAGGCUGGGCUGAUGGGGCUGGUGAACAUCUGUAAGGCUGGGCUACCCUCCAUUGAUCGUGCGCUUGUCUCUGCACUAGUUGAUAGGUGGAGACCUGAGACCCACACCUUUCACAUGCCCUGUGGUGAGGUCACAAUCACACUACAGGAUGUUGCAAUGAUUCUUGGACUUCCUAUUUCUGGCCGUGCUGUCACUGUAAACGCAACAGAGUCUCAGAAUGAAUUGGUUGAGCGAUACCUUGGGAAGUCACCACCUCCACUGGAUAGGCCCCGCCCAGGGCUGAGGGUUUCAUGGGUCAGGGCUGAGUUUAAUAACUGUCCAGAAGAUGCUGAUGAAGAAACUGUCAAACAGCAUGCUAGGGCAUACAUCCUUAGCCUGAUUAGUGGAGUACUGUUUCCUGAUGCAUCUGGUGAUCUGUACACCUUCUAUCCAUUUCCGCUGAUUGCUGAUCUUGAUAAUAUCGGUUCAUACAGUUGGGGUUCUGCUACUCUGGCAUACCUCUACAGGUCAAUGUGUGCUGCUUGCAGGAGGCAGUCGGAUCAAAGUAAUCUGACUGGUUGUCUUCUGCUCUUGCAACUUUGGUCAUGGGAGCGUUUUCCAAUUGGCAGGCCUGAUAUGGUCAAGCUGAAAUACCCAAAUGUAGAGGAGCUAGAGGAUGAAAGGGAUAGACCCACAGUUGGUCUCAGAUGGGUUGUGGGUAUGUGUACGCGUCGUGCAGCUCCAGCACGUUGCUAUGAGCACUUCACAAAUGAGUUUGACUUGCUAACAGAUGACCAGGUUGUGUGGUGCCCAUAUAGGGAGGAAAGAGUGAAGGAACUGCAGCUUGCCCCAAUAUGUACCCAGGAUUCUCAUUUAUGGUUAACACAGGCACCUCUAAUUUAUUUCUAUAUGGUGGAGGUUUACACACCUGAGAGAGUGAUGCACCAAUUUGGUCUCUAUCAGAGCUGCCCACCUCCAUUACGGGACACUAGUGUGGAACUUCAUUGGUGUCGUCGUGGAAGAGUUCAUAAUGAUUGGGCACAGAAGCAUAAGUCUUUUGUGGAUACUUGGGAAACAAAGGAGCGACAUGUUAUCAUGGAAGACCGACCAUACAACCAUGAUAACUACAUGGAUUAUUUGAGGUGGUAUAAACGAUCUACACGCACCCGCCUCUGCACACCAAGGGGAAUUAGUAAUGGGCACAAGGGUGCGACACCUGGGGGAAGUGUGAUUGCUGAUUCUGAAGACCCUUUUCAUGCUUCUCAGCUUCGGUACACUCCCAGGGCCCAUUUGAUCCAUUCAGUGAACGACAAACUCACUAUCCUGGCAAAAGAUGCAGCUGCUCAAAAAGGAUGCCCCAGAGGUCAAUGUCAUGCAUUUAUUGAAAGGGUCACAAGAACAUGCGUAGAUAUUAGGGAACUUGGUGGAUCGUUGCUUUGUGACAUUGCUGAUGUGAUUGGUUCAUCAACGACACCAACAACUGAAGAUGGACUGGAGAUGGAGAACCAGAUGGAUAAGGAGGGAGACAUAAAUCAUUCCAUGGUGCCUGAUCAGGACAUCGAGGCAGGACCCCAGUUAGAGAAGCAGUCUGAAAGCCAGGAUGGUCACAAACAAGCCAAAAGAACAAUCCCCUCAAGUUCUUUGGGCAAGAGGAAGAUGAGUAGAUCUGUUCCAAGAUAACUAGUGCUCAAUGCAGGUUGUGAAAUUGGUGCUUGGAACGACCACUGUCCUUUACACCACUGGAACAUGACGAUGGGUCCAAAACAGUGAAUUGUUGCCUCUGGUAGUCUUGUGCAGCAAGAUAAUCCAUAUCCACUGCGGACUGUAGACAUUGCUGCUCCAGACUCGCCAUCUGAUGUGUCACAAGAGGAGCCAGUAGCAAUGGAAGAGAUGACUAAGGAGGAAUUCAUGGAGAAGCUGCGCGGCUGGAUGAUGGUGCUCGCGUCUCAUUUCGCCUCCAUGCCGUUCCAAGCAGGACUCAAUCCCCCGGAGUGAUUCUGGCCUAAUGUCUGCCGUGGAAGCACCAUGAGGAAAUAUGGGCUGUGAUAGAAAAUGAUGAUAAUCUGCCCCAAGACCUGAUGAUUGUGCGUGGCAAUAAUACUGUGGAAGGGGCAAACGAAGCUUCAAAAGAUUAUAAAACGAUGGUGGAUCUCUUUUUGUAACGACAUCUCCUGUUGUUAUCUUCGAGUUUAGGAUAACGUCAAGCUUAUCUUUAAUUGUUUAGGCCCAGAUGCAUGCACUCGACUGAUUUUAUCCUGUUCGAUUCUUAUUUUUGGAGAAGGAUUGAUGAAGAAACUAAAUUAGUUCGGGUUUCUUCUUCAUAUUCCUCUUUUGCAUCUCCCUUUUUUAACCACUAAUUGUUGAAUAGUUUGAGUGGUUCCCAACUACUUAAACAACAGUAAAGUAUGUUCCUAACUUCCAUUAA
This is a messenger RNA of Panicum virgatum (switchgrass), 3244 nucleotides long. RefSeq lists its product as uncharacterized. Gene Ontology annotation, biological process: meristem maintenance; meristem development. The transcript has 6 exons. The record is from RefSeq and is a predicted model, not a curated record. Lineage: Eukaryota; Viridiplantae; Streptophyta; Magnoliopsida; Poales; Poaceae. Bases 100 to 2499 code for a protein of 799 amino acids.